AUUACCCACAGACUUUUAUUGAGCAUCUACAGUGUGUAGGGCAUAAUACUAAGUGGUAGAGAUACAAAAAGCUAAGAGGCUCCAUGGUCCCAACUUCAGAAGUUUAUAGCUUAGUUGAGGAGAUGGGGGUCUAAUGUUAAAGUAAUCAUACUGGUUCCGCAAAGCAUACCCCAUACCAGUUCAUGGUUUAUAGUUCCUUCAAAAACUAUAAUGCCAUAAGGCAGCAUAGGCCAAGAGUCACAAACAGAACUAAGUGGAAUGGGGAUGGUCAGUCUUGGUUUGUGGGUGGGCUGUGUCUUCACAUGUUGGGACUCUGAGUAGGUGGGAAAUGAUGUCACUGUUAUCAGCUCUUUCGUUUUCCAUAUUCCAGGUUGAGAUAAAUAAGGUUAGGAGGUAAAAAGAAUCUAUCUUCCACUCCUACCUUCUAUUCCAAAACAGCAUUAUUGUUAGGCAACAACAAAGGAUAGAAAAAAAAGGAAGAGAAAGAAAGGACAGAAAGUCAAGAAUUGUGUUCUCUUUGGAUACUGAGAUGAUGCCUCCAGGGGGCAGCACCAAGGCAGAGAAAUACACUAAAAUUGCUCAUUCCUCCUUUCCUUGGUCUGGGGCUCCUCACACUUCCCCACCAUUACUCCUCCCAUUCCUUCCAACUUUAUUUUUAGCUGCCAGUGGGAGGGGGCAGGAUGGGAGGGAAAGUACAGAAAACAGAGAAGGAGAGGGACAGAGGCACAGAGGACUUCUCACGCAGACAGAGAACAUCCAGGCAUGGAGUUCCCCCUCAUCCCCCACCUGUUCUUGCCCCUGAUGUUCCUGACAGGUCUCUGCUCCCCCUUUAACCUGGACGUGCACCACCCACGCCUAUUUCCAGGGCCACCGGAGGCUGAAUUUGGAUACAGUGUCUUACAACAUGUUGGGGGUGGACGCCGAUGGAUGUUGGUGGGUGCCCCCUGGGAUGGGCCUUCAGGUGACCGAAGGGGGGAUGUUUAUCGCUGCCCUGUAGGGGGCUCCCACAAUGCCCCAUGUGCCAAGGGCCACUUGGGUGACUAUCCACUAGGAAAUUCAUCUCAUCCUGCUGUGAAUAUGCACCUGGGGAUGUCUCUGCUGGAGACAGCUGGUGAUGGGGGAUUCAUGGCUUGUGCCCCUCUCUGGUCUCGUGCUUGUGGCUCAUCUGUCUUCAGUUCUGGGAUAUGUGCCCGUGUAGAUGCUUCGUUCCGGCCCCAGGGAAGCCUGGCACCCACUGUACAACGCUGCCCCACAUACAUGGAUGUCGUCAUUGUGUUGGAUGGCUCCAACAGCAUCUACCCCUGGUCUGAAGUUCAGACCUUUCUGCGAAGACUAGUAGGGAGAUUAUUUAUUGACCCGGAGCAGAUACAGGUGGGACUGGUACAGUAUGGGGAGAGCUCUGUACAUGAGUGGUCCCUGGGAGAUUUCCGAACCAAAGAAGAAGUGGUGAGAGCAGCAAGGAACCUGAGCCGGCGGGAGGGACGAGAAACAAAGACUGCUCAAGCAAUAAUGAUGGCCUGCACAGAAGGAUUCAGUCAGUCCCGUGGGGGCCGACCAGAGGCUGCCAGGCUACUGGUGGUUGUCACUGAUGGAGAGUCACAUGAUGGAGAGGAACUUCCUACAGCACUAAAGGCCUGUGAAGCUGGAAGAGUGACACGCUAUGGGAUUGCGGUCCUUGGUCACUACCUCCGGCGGCAGCGAGACCCCAGCUCUUUCCUGCGGGAAAUCAGAGCUAUUGCCAGUGAUCCAGAUGAGAGAUUCUUCUUCAAUGUCACAGAUGAAGCAGCACUGACUGACAUUGUGGAUGCAUUAGGGGACCGGAUUUUUGGCCUUGAGGGGUCCCACGGAGAAAAUGAAAGCUCCUUUGGGCUGGAAAUGUCUCAGAUUGGUUUUUCUACUCAUCGGCUAAAGGAUGGGAUUCUCUUCGGGAUGGUAGGGGCUUAUGACUGGGGGGGCUCAGUGUUAUGGCUUGAAGGAGGUCGCCGCCUCUUCCCGCCACGGACGGCCCUGGAAGAUGAGUUCCCCCCUGCAUUGCAGAACCAUGCAGCCUACCUGGGUUACUCUGUUUCCUCCAUGCUUUUGCGGGGUGGACGCCGCCUCUUUCUCUCAGGAGCUCCUCGGUUUAGACAUCGAGGAAAGGUCAUCGCCUUCCAGCUUAAGAAAGAUGGGGCUGUGAGGGUCGCCCAGAGCCUCCAGGGGGAGCAGAUUGGCUCGUACUUUGGCAGUGAGCUCUGCCCAUUGGAUAUGGAUGGGGAUGGAACAACUGAUGUCUUGCUUGUGGCUGCCCCCAUGUUCCUGGGGCCCCAGAACAAGGAGACAGGACGUGUUUAUGUGUAUCUGGUGGGCCAGCAGUCCUUGCUGACGCUCCAGGGAACACUUCAGCCAGAACCCCCGCAGGAUGCUCGGUUUGGCUUUGCCAUGGCUGCCCUUCCUGAUCUGAACCAAGAUGGUUUUGCUGAUGUGGCUGUGGGAGCGCCCCUGGAGGAUGGGCACCAUGGAGCACUGUACCUCUAUCACGGGACCCAGAGUGGAGUCAAGCCCCAUCCUGCCCAGCGGAUUGCUGCUGUCUCCAUGCCACAGGCCCUCAGCUACUUUGGCCGAAGUGUGGAUGGCCGGUUAGAUCUGGAUGGAGAUGACCUGGUAGAUGUUGCUGUGGGUGCCCAAGGGGCAGCCGUCCUGCUCAGCUCCCGGCCCAUUGUUCACCUGGCCCCUUCACUGGAUGUGACCCCGCCGGCCAUCAGUGUGGUUCAGAGGGACUGCAAGCGACGCAGCCAGGAGGCAGCCUGCCUAUCCGCAGCCCUUUGCUUCCAAGUGACCUCCCGCACUUCCGGCCGCUGGGAUCGCCAAUUCCAUGUGCGGUUCACAGCAUCGCUGGAUGAGUGGACAGCUGGGGCCCGUGCAGCGUUUGACGGCUCUGGCCAGAGGCUGUCCCGGCGGCUCCGGCUCAGUGUGGGGACUAUCACUUGUGAGCCGUUGCACUUCCAUGUGCUGGAUACAUCAGAUUACCUCCGGCCAGUGGCCUUGACUGUGACCUUUGCUUUGGACAACACCACAAAGCCAGGGCCUGUGCUGGAAGAGGGCUCACCCACCUCCAUACGAAAGCUGGUUCCCUUCUCGAAGGACUGUGGCCCUGACAAUGAAUGUGUCACAGAUCUGGUACUUCGAGCUAAUAUGGACAUCAGAGGCUCCAGGAAGGACCCAUUCGUGGUUCGAGGUGGUCGGCGGAAAGUGCUGGUGUCAGCAACUCUGGAGAACAGGAAGGAAAAUGCCUACAACACUAGCCUGAGUCUCAGCUUCUCCAGAAACCUUCACCUGUCCAGUUUUAUUCCUCAGGGGGACGGCCCAGCGAAGGUGGAGUGUGCAGCCCCUUCCCCUCAUGCCCGCCUUUGCAGCGUGGGGCAUCCUGUCUUCCAGGCUGGAGCCAAGGUGACCUUUCUGCUAGAGUUUGAGUUUAGCUGCUCCUUCCUCCUGAGCCAGGUCCUUGUGAGGCUGACUGCCACCAGCAAUAGCCUGGAGAGAAAUGGCACGCUUCAUGAUAACACAGCCCAGACCUCAGCCUACAUCCAGUAUGAGCCUCACCUCCUAUUCUCUAGUGAGUCCACUCUGCACCGCUAUGAGGUUCACCCAUAUGGGACACUCCCAGUGGGCCCUGGCCCUGAAUUCAAAACCACUCUUAGGGUUCAGAACCUUGGCUGCUAUGUGGUCAGUGGCCUCAUCAUCUCAGCCCUCCUCCCAGCUGUGGCCCAUGGGGGCAAUUACUUCCUGUCACUGUCUCAAGUCAUCACUAACAAUGCAAGCUGCACAGUGCAGAACCUGACUGAGCCCCCAGAGCCCCCUGUGCAUCCAGAGGAGCUUCAGCACACAAGCUGGCUGAAUGGGAACAAUUCCCGGUGUCAGGUCAUGAGGUGCCACCUUGGGCGACUGGCAAAGGGGACUGAGGUCUCUGUUGGACUACUGAGACUGGUUCACAAUGAAUUUUUCCGAAGGGCCAAAUUCAAGUCUCUGACAGUGGUCAGCACCUUCGAGCUGGGAACUGAGGAGGGCAGUGUCCUACAGCUGACUGAAGCCUCCCGUUGGAGUGAGAGCCUCCUGGAGGUGAUUCAGUCCCGCCCUGUCCUCAUCUCCCUGUGGACCCUCAUUGGCAGCAUCCUGGGGGGGCUGCUUCUGCUUGCUCUCCUUGUCUUCUGCCUUUGGAAGCUUGGCUUCUUUGCCCGUAAGAAAAUCCCCGAGGAGGAAAAAAGAGAAGAGAAAUUGGAGCAAUGAAUGUAGAAUAAAGCCCUAGAAAGUCCUCCCUGGCAGCUUCUCCAAAAGACUUGCAUAACAGCAGAGGUUUGGGGGCUCAGAUGGGACAAGAAGAAGCCUCUGGACUAUCUCCCCAGACCUGCAGCCUGACUUGACCUUUGAGUCAUGAGGAUGCUGCUGGCAAGAGAUGAGGCCUUACCUCAGACGAGAAGGGCUGGCACUAAACACUACCACCCUGUGCUUCCCUCCUUACCAUCCUGGUUCCAGAGCCAACACUGGGGCCUUAGUGUAGGGCCCUUUUUCCCCAUCCCCAGGAAUCAAGAAUCUUUUGCCUAAGUCCCUGACUUCUUCCAGUUUCCCUCUACAUGCUCCCUCACAAUUUGGAAAGGACGAGGGUUAUCUUCCUCCAUUUUCCACCUCUCACCUUC
Molecule: messenger RNA, 4670 nt
Organism: Kogia breviceps (pygmy sperm whale)
Lineage: Eukaryota; Metazoa; Chordata; Mammalia; Artiodactyla; Physeteridae
Gene: ITGA10
Product: integrin subunit alpha 10
Biological process (GO): cell adhesion mediated by integrin; cell-cell adhesion; cell-matrix adhesion
Cellular component (GO): integrin complex; external side of plasma membrane
Molecular function (GO): integrin binding
Source: RefSeq, a predicted model, not a curated record